AAAACCAAAGAGGGGAUUUGGGUCCAAGCCCAAUAACCGCGAUAGAAAAGGCAGGGGCGAUUUGGCAGAGUUUCCCCUUGUCCAAGCCAUCUAAACCGAUUUCAGAUCUCAUUUCUCACAUCCUAUUUAACAACAAAACCCAAACCCACACCCACCACCACAUACGACGGCGAUAUGGACGGAGAAGACGGCAAACAACAGGCUCACUUAGUGUUAGCAGACAAGCUCUUUCUCCUCACGCUACCGGAUGUUGACGACAUCGAGAAAGUUCGCCUCCGUCAGCAGGUUCUCGACGCCGUCGUCGCCGACGAUAUGGCUACGCUCUAUGAGACUUUGGUUUCGACUGGUGUGUUGGAAUUGGAUCAAGCUCUUCUCGAUUCUAUGCGGGAUAAGAAUGUCCAGGAGUUGAAGAAGAUCGAUGACAAGAUCUCUGAUGCUGAAGAAAACUUGGGUGAAAGUGAAGUUCGAGAAGCUCACUUGGCUAAAUCCUUGUUUUAUAUUAGAAUCGGUGACAAGGUUAAAGCCUUGGAACAACUGAAGGUAACUGAGGGUAAAACCGUUGCAGUUGGCCAGCGGAUGGACUUGGUGUUUUAUACCCUACAAAUAGGUCUUUUCUACAUGGAUUUUGAUCUUAUUUCAAAAAGUAUCGACAAAGCCAAGAAAUUGUUUGAGGAGGGAGGUGACUGGGAGAGGAAAAAUCGUUUGAAGGUGUAUGAAGGCUUGUACUGCAUGUCCACGCGUAACUUUAAAAAGGCAGCUGAUCUCUUCUUGGAUUCUAUCUCAACUUUCACGACUUACGAGCUUUUCCCUUAUGACACCUUCAUAUGUUACACUGUUCUUGCAAGCAUUAUAACAUUAGAUAGGGUUUCCCUAAAGCAAAAGGUUGUUGAUGCUCCGGAGAUCUUGACAGUAAUUGGAAAAAUCCCGCAUCUAUCAGAAUUCUUGAAUUCUCUGUAUGGUUGUCAAUACAAAUCAUUCUUUUCUGCUUUUGCUGGCCUGACAAAGGAUAUCAAAUUAGAUCGGUAUUUGCAUCCACAUUUCCGUUACUACAUGAGAGAGAUAAGGACUGUUGUGUAUUCCCAAUUUCUUGAAUCAUACAAAAGUGUUACUAUUGAAGCUAUGGCAAAGGCAUUUGGAGUAACUGUGGAUUUUAUUGAUUUGGAGCUCUCACGUUUCAUUUCGGCAGGAAAGCUUCACUGUAAAAUAGAUAAGGUUGCAGGAGUAUUAGAAACUAACCGACCUGAUUCAAAGAAUGCUCUCUACCAGUCAACUAUCAAACAGGGAGAUUUCUUGCUGAACAGAAUCCAGAAGCUGUCUCGCGUCAUUGAUCUUUGAAUGUGAUGCAGCAUUUCAUUGUUUUGAAUUUGAUGCAGUUGUUUGAUUUUAGUGCCCAAGGACAAAUUGAAUGUAACAGAUGCAUGAAGCAACUUGGAUUCUGUUUUUCGCUAGUAUUGCUUUUAAAACUUAAA
Daucus carota subsp. sativus is the source of this 1469-nucleotide messenger RNA. RefSeq names its product 26S proteasome non-ATPase regulatory subunit 6. Gene Ontology annotation, biological process: proteasome-mediated ubiquitin-dependent protein catabolic process. NCBI's taxonomy places the organism in Eukaryota, Viridiplantae, Streptophyta, Magnoliopsida, Apiales, Apiaceae. The transcript is spliced from 8 exons. The coding region runs from base 175 to 1335 and encodes 386 amino acids. The record is from RefSeq and is a predicted model, not a curated record.